AGCUCUGAUAUAUGAUCUUUGUAUAAUUGUUAAAUGUUAUAUAAUACCAGCAGUUUAUUUACAAGUCUACAAACUGUCGGUAAUCAUAAUGUGGUGCAGUAACCAUCGAGGAAUAACAUACAGACAAAUUCUCUUAAAAAAUGGAACGCGACAUUUAAACAAUCUGGUCUGGCUCAAAGUCCAGUGACAUCCUAAACCGAUUGGGAAGCUCGUGAUGAUUGGAUGGCAUUCCCUGUUCUAUAAUCAUCCCGGAUGUGUUCCUGGUUUGUAAACAGUUCGCGUUACAUCAACAGGCACUGUGACCUCAAGAGUUAUUUUUAUAAAACGGAUAUAGUGAAAGUGGUAAAUCCAAAUGAUAGGAUAUACUCUUUUAGAGAGUGAAUAUAAACUUCAGUCAUGUUCGCAAGCGGUUCACCAUGAGUUUAUAUUAGCAGAGACUGUUGGACAUUGUGCCCUAUACAUUAAGUUAUAAGUACAGAUGGGUGUGGUGCACAUGGUAUGGUAUGCUUACCAUCGCUAAAUCACUUGAUGACCUGUCUCUAAGAUGAUGAAGGGGUCGACCGACAUUCGCCAUUGAACUUUUAAAAUCAAUAACUGGAGAAUAGACGAAUAUAAAAUGGCGAUCUCGUUUGUUCUAUUGUUACUCAUAUCCAGCACUGAUUUAGUGAUUGGUCAAUCAUCGGAAUUUUUGACCUGUGCCGAGGAAUGCGAAUCUACCAACAACAACUAUUGCAACGACUGCUGUACGUUUGACUUCAGUGCGUUGACAUAUUUGGAAAUUGAUGGAUAUUGUGGAAAUCCAGGGACCGGUCGGAUUCGGUACAACAAUUCGUCUAGUUCCGAUCCGAAAUACGCCCUGGAAUGGCCUGAUCGUUGUUUGACUGUGGUUCCUGAAAAUGUCUGUGAUUUUCCGACGAUACAUUAUAUAAACUUUGAUAACAAUAACAUUAGCGAAAUACCCAAUUUAUCGUGUUUAAAACAAUUGGUAUAUUUAAAGUUAAGAUUCAAUCAAAUUCAAGUUCUAAAAAGGGGAAUAUUUGGUUCUUUGGACAAGCUACGAGUCAUUUAUUUAUCUGGAAAUAAAAUUCAUACGAUAGAGACCGGCGUUUUUCAUACUGGAUUAAAUAGCAUUAAGUUUGUGCAUUUGGAUUAUAACAGAUUAACCGAGUCAGACCUUUGGGUUUUAAACAUAACCCACGAAUUCUGUUACUUCGACGUUAUGCAUAAUGAAAUAAGUAGAGUCACCAACAAAGCCAAUUUUAAAAUGGACUUUGAUAAAAAUUACGGGCCCGGCUUCUAUGAUUUAAGGUAUAAUAAGUUUGAGUUAUUCGACACUGCGCCAUUAGAAACAAUUGGUCAUCCGUUUCUUAGGGUGCUUAGUAAACUGUUUCCAUGGGGAUUUGACCUACGCAACAACCCUUGGCACUGCGAUUGUCGCAUGCACCCGUUGCUGUCAAUAAUUGACAAUUUGAGGGAACGUAUACCGCGAGAUUAUUUAGAUGUCACUUGUGCCAGUCCCGCACAUUUAACGGGGAUGAUAGCCACGUCUAUAGAUUUGUCUGAUUUUGUGUGCAAUGUCACGGAAUCGUGUCCUCCGGGAUGUUUAUGUCAGAAACAACCACAAGCCAACAGAAUGGUCAUUGACUGUCAGUAUGCCGGACUUUCAAAAAUGCCAGAACAUUUACCUUUUCAUGAAAACUUAUUUCUGAACUUCCAGAACAAUUUCAUUGACAACUUAACAGCACUUCCUUAUAUGGAGAGAACUGUUCAACUGGACUUAUCACAUAAUAAUUUAACAAAUAUACAACCGGAAGUAUUUGCCAGUUCUGUCGAUAAAUUACAAUAUUUAAAUCUAGCCAACAACCGACUGAAAUAUCUUCCAAAAACUAUCCAGAACUUAUUAUCCACGGAGAUUGAUCUUUCUAAUAACAUGUUAAUUUGUUCAUGUGAUAGUUUGUGGUUAAAUAGUUGGUUUGAAUCCAAACCUUACAUUAAAAACAGGCCUAAUAUAACGUGUUCUACAGCUAAUGGCGAUCAGAGAAUAACUAUUGAUAAUUUACAACCGGGUGUGUUUAACUGUCGGGGAUCUAACUCUGUGACUAUUAUCAUUGUGUUGGUUAUACUUAGCUUUCUAGUCAUUGUUUUAAUUAUUGGAAUUAUUUACUUCCGGUUUGAGAUAAUGGCGUCAUAUCAUAUUUAUAUUUUGCCCAAGAUAAAAUCAAAAUGGACGCAGGAUAUUCACGAGGACGAGCAGAAACAACACGAUAUAUUUGUUCUAGUAAAUGAUGAACAUGCUCCCGAUAGAUUGUGGGUUAAAGACAAUCUUAUUCCUUAUUUGGAUCUAAAUUUUAUUAAAUCUUACAUCUCAUUCCGUGACGGUAUUAUAGGGGAAGUAACUUCUGAUGCUAAUAUAACCAAUAUGCAUAACAGUCGCACCGUUCUAGCCGUUAUUUCAAAAUCCCUUUUUGAGGAACCCUUGAGAGUGUUUGAAUUAAACGAAGCCUACUGUCAUAAACUGAAACAAGGGAAAGGGAAUCUAGUUCUUAUUAAACGUGAAGAAUGUGGUCCAUCAAGUAAAAAAGGACAUAUCAGCGCCAUGCUGCGAUUAAAGCAGUUUAUUGACGCCAGUGAUGUUCGGAUGAAAGAAAAAUUAGAACGAAACAUCAGAUAGAAGACUAGGCGGAGUCUAUUGAACGUUGUCAUUUUUUGAAAACCGAAAUACGCGUAGGGGCCCCAAUCUCAGUUGUAUAUUGCACCGCAUUAAUGGACAUGUUUUCGUUGAAGACGAUAAUACGCCUUCUCGUAUUAUCAGCACGUGGCAUUUCUUCGUUUCGUUGUGAAUUUUACGUUAGUUCUAAUUUUCAUAGUACAAUAAGAAAAAAAAAUACUCGGGGAAAUAAAGGAAUCCCAAUCAUUAAGUCCCAUUAUCCCAUUGUAGGAGAAUCACAGCCACCGACAUAUCUUAAUCAAGAAUUCCACUUGUCUCAGCAGAAUUUGAUGCAUGAAUUGAUGGCCAAUUCUAAACUUGAACUAUUCUUUUUAUCAAUAUAUUUAUAUGUUUUAUGCAUAUUAUAUUUUGUUUGAAGUGUGUGUUCAGAAAGUUUAUCGGGAUUUCCGACGUUGUUUCCCCUUAUCAGUUGUGCAGUGUGGUGGGCCUAACAAGGACAGCUGUCUAGUCGUUCGGAUGGGACGAAAAACAGAGGUCCCGUGUAUACAUUGACGUGCACGUAAAAUAUUCCUUUGCAGUUGGCAUAUAUGAGUAGGUCAUUGUGCCGCUGCCCAGGCAAAAUUUCCCUGAUAGCACACUGUAUGGCGUAUGCCCGUCUUCAUUAACCCAGUUCGGAGCAGAACAGGGGCGUUAAACCCCAUUUCAUUUCAUUUUGUCUGCAUUGAUGUCCAUCGAAAUUUGAACCAGCUUGUUUAUAUUUAAACACAUGUUUGAUUUAUUUAAACUUAAAGGAUUAUUUUAUGAUACUACUGCCAUUAUUUAUCAAAAACAAAAUAUUGUAUAUAAGCACCUUUGUGUUCUUUGUGCCGUGCUUGAAGCAUAUCAUGAUUUAAAUAUCUUUCUUAAAGGACAAUAUUAUCUGUUAUUACUCGUCACUUCAGUCAGUUAGAUAGAAGGAUAACUCGUGUUUUCCUUUUGCUUUCGUCACUUCCGUUUCUUAAACUCUUCUUUGCGCAUCUAUUUGGAACGUGUUUAACCAGUUCUAUCACAUAUGUUGUAAUGACUGACACCAAUAUUGUCCUUUAAGUAUCAUUUGUACACGUGAUUUGACGUGGUCUUCCUUACUUUGUCUUUUGCUUGCCCCAUAUCUUUAUUUAAAUGAUUUUUAUGUACACGUGAUUUGUCUUUUGCUUGCCCCAUAUCUUUAUUUAAAUGAUUUAUAUCUACACGUGGUUUGACGUGCCCUUAAUUUGCUUUUUGUUUAUGCCAUGCUUGCCCUAUAUUUUGAUGUAAAUGUUUUAUUUUGUACACGUGGUAUGACAUGCACUUACUUGCCAAUAAAUAAUAAUAAAAUAAUAAA
Molecule: messenger RNA, 4028 nt
Organism: Patella vulgata (common limpet)
Lineage: Eukaryota; Metazoa; Mollusca; Gastropoda; Patellidae
Product: protein toll
Exons: 2
Coding region: 617-2671 (684 amino acids)
Biological process (GO): signal transduction
Cellular component (GO): extracellular matrix
Molecular function (GO): protein binding
Source: RefSeq, a predicted model, not a curated record